UACAACUGCUACGCAAAAUUGUUAGAAAAUUCGUUUUGUGCGUCCCAUUUGAACACCGUUUCGCUUUCCUACAACAUGGCAAUCAACCCCGAGAAGGAAGAGUACGAACUGCAACACUUUAAUUUCUCGUCUGAGGAACUAGUCGCUCAAAAUAUACAAAUGGUACAAUCGUUGUUAAACAAAUCGCUCACCGUCUUUACGGAACAGUUGAUUCAAAAGCAAGGCAUACCAGAAGAUCCUGCGACACGGUUACGUGCUAGCUGCAACAAAACUGCCAUCGCCAUGUACAACGAUUGUGUGCCAGCCAUGAACGAGCUGAACGCGCUCUAUCGGCAAACCUUUUCCAUACCAGACAAUGUGUUGCUACCAACGGAUCUGUUGCAAGUGCGAGGAUACACCGAGGAGCAAAUGAACAAUCUCGAGCAGGAGGUACAGCGCGCCAAAGACCUUGUUAUGCAGGGAGCCGUCUUCCUGGCAUCACUUGACGCGGAAAUGGAACUGCACCAAGAGCUUGAACCCUGCUAUGAAGCGGAGGAAAAAAUAUUCGAGUCGUUGGAGCAUCAUCAGGAGCAGGAAAUCGAUCCGGACGAUGUGUCGGAUCUGGUGAAGCGAUUAGAGCAAGCCGGCAUCAUUGCGGCUGAUUGCACACAAGACAGCGUAGAGCUUGAUAACUUUUUAUUACAAAAACAAUAGAAAACAUGCAGCUUGAUUGUUAGCCCCUAGCUCCCUAGCAAACCCUGACCGGCAGUACGUGCGCUCGUGUAUCUGUGUAACACUUUUGUUUUGUCUUCUAUAAAACUCUUCGAGAGGUCACAAUGUA
Messenger RNA from Anopheles moucheti, 820 nucleotides. RefSeq lists its product as uncharacterized. The transcript has 2 exons. Bases 76 to 693 code for a protein of 205 amino acids. Lineage: Eukaryota; Metazoa; Arthropoda; Insecta; Diptera; Culicidae. The record is from RefSeq and is a predicted model, not a curated record.